GAAAUCAAGAUAAAAACUCACGAUGUUCUGUUCAAUCAAAGCAAAAUGAUUAUAUACCGAGUUACCACUAAUGAAAAAGAGAUGAAACUGAUGAAUGAGACAUGAAAACGAACACGGGGCUCGCUAGGAAACCAGUUGCUCUUUUAUAAGAGAAGGAGAAGAGGAACCUCUGUUUAUUCCGGAACUUGAUGGACAAAGUAUUACUCCUCGUUGUUGUCAGCCUUUGUUCCUGCCUGGCCGAGAGGUCAUAGCAGCGUCAUGCGGUGGGUGGAGAGGAAAUAAGGCGAGACACCGGGAGAUAAUAAUAACCUCUGUGAUACGAAGACAAGUUUAUUUACUAGUGAUGGCGUUAGUGAUAAGUGUGUUGUGUUGGGUCUUUUAAAUAGUUCUUUUUUGUGUUAAUCACGUUUGUGUGUGUGUUGUGAUUUUCCCCUCAGGACGAGGAGCAUAUCCAUCUGCUGCCAUGCGCUACUCCAUCGCACAUUAUCCUGGUUCAGUCAGUGGGUGUUAAGCAACGCAAAAGGAACAUUAUUCGAUGGUUUAAAUUAAACAAGUCUUGGACGUGCAAUGUACCAAUGUCAGUGAUGCCAACAAUGAAAGCGUGAGUUGUACAGAGGAAGUCUACAAUGGCCACGUACUGCCCAGAAGACCUGGCCUCCAGGGAGCUGUCCUGUCCCAUCUGCUUCGAGGAUUACGAUAUUCAUGAUGAUAAGAGAUCACCCAAGUUGCUGCUCUGCCUCCACACCUUCUGCCUCGACUGCACCAGCAAGCUGUGGAAGAGCGAUGGGUCUAUAGAGUGCUCCCUGUGCAGGAUGCUGCACGAGGGGGUCAGAUUAGAAGACCUCUUGGACAACCACGUGAUAGUUCAGCAUCUCAGGCGAGAAUGUGAGAAGCAGGACCUUGAGCUGGCAAGGAGGAUUGAUCAGGAACUGCGAGACUUGGACAGCUUGGCACCUGCAGGAGAAAGUGAUAUUACUGAGAUUAAGGCUAUGUUUGAGAAAAAGUCCUUUGAUACCCCUGACAUACCUGAAGUGGUGAAUAUAUCAUCUGAACAAGAACAAGAGGAGGAGGAGGAGGAUCCUGAGGACCAAGAGGAAAACAGGCAUUAUAUACUGAACAACCUCCUAGAGGAGUUCAUGGAAAGGUUAAAUUCGCCAAGAAUGCACAUAAAUCCAGAAAGCGAAGACAAUGAAGAAGAUAGUGAUGACAGAGAUGAUGAUGAUGAAAACAGUGAAGAACAUGAAGAAAUUCAGGAAGUUGAAGCUCAGGAAGAAGAAAAUGAUGGUGAUCCUGAGGAAGAGGAAGCUACUAACCCUUUUUAUUCUCUCCAUAAUAUUCACUCCUUGUUGGAAGAGGCUGAAGAGGACAAUACUGGUGAUAUAUAUGAAGUUCAAGAUAUUCAGACCAUCUUGAAUAUGACUGAAAAUGAAGAAAAUGAUGCUGAUGAUGAUGAUGAGGAGGAGGAUGAGCGAUGGCACUCGGCAAGCGAUGAAUUAAAUGCUGCUUGCUGGAAUAAUCACGAGAACUUGCAAUUGGAUGACGUUAAUGAAAUGGAAGAUGAUACUCCAGAAAUAUAUGACUGGCACAUCAUUAACUCGGAAAGCCUCUUGGAUGAUUAAAUAAUUUUGUAUUUAAAAUAGUAAAUAUGAAUGCAACAGAAGCAAGUUGUUAGUCAUGUAGGUUAGUUAGUGUAAACAAAUAACCUUGGCUCAAUCCAUCACAUAACUUUGAGGUGUAGCUCCAUUUCUGCAAAUUUUUCAUUAAAAAGAAUGCUAAGUUUGGUUGUGUUACGUUUUCAUAAUCGGAAACAAGAUGACCGUCUUUUGUAUUUACAAUUUAGCAAUGGCUGUGAAAUUUUAAGCUUGAAUAUUCUGAAAGGUUUGUAGUGGACGAAACAUGAAAUCCAGUGUUGGUCAGAGUUAGUAUUACAAUUAGUCAGUAUUUUUACUUAAUGAUAAUGUUACCUGUCAAAAUAUGGCAGAACCUGCUGGAACAUCAAAUAAUUUGGAUAGAAUACUGUUUUAUCAAUUAUGAAUAUUAGUGGUAAAAAUGAAGUCCAUCAUAACUUUCCCAAAUGGCAUCUUCACGCAUUUAGAAAGGGAAGGAUUAAAAACUUAACUCAAACUAGAAUCUUUUCAGAAAAACAGACAUUACAUGUACUGUAAUUACCACUGUUAUUACAGUACCACUGUUAUGAAUAUAAUGUGAACCUGUGAUUCUUGGUCUAAUAACAUGAACUUGAACAUUGUGUAAGUGUGUUGGUGAAAGCUUGUGGUUACAGAAAUUAGACAACUUGUAAUCAUAAAAUGAACUACAGUAGUCCUUUGUGAUGAUUAAUGUUGAGCUUGAAGAUGAUGUUUACAUUUCAUUAAAAUGAAGUGAAGUUGUCUGUUAAAUUUGUGACCCUUUGGAAAUUUUAAGAAAGUUAUGAAAAGAAAUUGCUGCCUGUAUUGCACAGAUUGAUAAAAGUGCCUCGGUAUUUGAUGGCUGUGGGCUUCUUCGUGCAUGAGAUGGAUAUGUUUUUGAAGUGAUAUUACUGCUGCAAUUGCACAAAGAAGAUUUUUUUUGUGGCUUGAUGAAUGAAUGAUGGCUGGGGUGUGUACAAGUUAGUGUUGAAGUAUAAAUCAGCAGUCAAUUUUUUUUUUUUUUUUUUAGUUGGUAACUUGAAUGUUCUGUCAAUGUGUCAUAGUUAUAGCCGGGUGGCCUAGGAACCACAGUCUGCAUGAGAAAUAAACAUAAUGUAUAGUGAUAAAAGUUGUAUAGAUAGCAUUUUCUUUUAUUACUGCAUCAGUGAAAUUUUAAGUAGUGAAUGCCAGUUGUAAAUCAUUGUAUGCAUGUGUAUGAAGAAUGUUAUUUUUCCCAGAAUGGUGCCUUACGUGUAAUUUGUAAAUACUGAACAUGUAAAAAUACGGCUAGAACAUAUAUAAAUCAAGAACUCUAGGUUUAAUUAAUGUACAGGUAAUUUGUUUUCUACCCUUCAUACAUUUUUGUCAAUACUAUUAUAUUGUUUUUGUUCUUCGUGUCAUUAACCUAAUUAGCAGUUGUUUAUAAAUGUAUUAUGUUAGGACAUCUCUUGUCCUUAUGGUAUCCAUGUUGUCAGUCUUCAUUGACUAAAUGCUGGAUAUUAAAAUUUUAAUUGGA
Procambarus clarkii (red swamp crayfish) is the source of this 3141-nucleotide messenger RNA. Lineage: Eukaryota; Metazoa; Arthropoda; Malacostraca; Decapoda; Cambaridae. The record is from RefSeq and is a predicted model, not a curated record.